Messenger RNA from Folsomia candida, 1737 nucleotides. RefSeq lists its product as uncharacterized. The record is from RefSeq and is a predicted model, not a curated record. Lineage: Eukaryota; Metazoa; Arthropoda; Collembola; Entomobryomorpha; Isotomidae. The coding region runs from base 237 to 920 and encodes 227 amino acids. The transcript has 4 exons.
GCUGGAAGAUUGAAGAUGAGCAACUUUCUCCCGACUUUCUCUCACUCUAAUUUUGCAUCUUGUGUAAUAUAGACGCUUUUUCUUUAAGCAGGACCAGUCCCUCCAUAAAUAAAUCAGCGACAAUCAGCGAAAACUUGCAGUUUUUUUCUGCGACUAAAGAAAGUCUGAAAAUGUUGUCAACUUUGUAACAAGGCCGAAGAGUGGUAAUUUAGUUAAGUUUUUUUAAAUAAGAAGAAAUGUGUGGCUGUUUUGAUAUUUUUGAUUUCGUGUGUUUCUUCACGUUCUUCGUUACGGCUAUCGUUGCUCUACUCUUUGUCCAAUACUUUUUUGUAUACUUGGAUUUCGAAAGUGAUGAGAAAACUAGAACGAUACAUUUUGGAAGAUGCGUAUAUUUUCUGAUCCUGACUUUUCUUGGAUGCCUCGUUUUUGCGGGGGUGCAACGGAGAUCCAUCUGCCUGUUGAAGUGGCCGAGUCGAUUUCUCGUGUCCCUGAUCACGCUGGGAUUAAUGUUCCUGACCAGCUUUCUCUGGAUCCUGGACCGUCUUCAUAAACAAAGUGUUCGAGAUUUGGAACUGAAAACGGUGAAGUUGGGUCUCGUCAUCGUCCUCGUGCUGGUUUACCUCGCGGGGGUCGAGAAGCUCAUCAAUCUGAUCGAAAAUUCUGAAAAUAAUGCCAAUUUUGUCCACGAUCCGCCCCCAAAUUCCAGUUUGGUGGAGGCGUAUCGUUCGGAAAAGCUCAAGACUGCAGGUGCUGCUGGUGGGGCGGAUAAGCGACAAUUUAACGCGGAUAAGAACGGGGUCAAUUAUUAUAAGUUGUUGUUAGAGGGGUCAACAAAUGGGGGGAAAAGUAGUAGUAAAAAUGGUAGUUUGUACAGUUUAGCGAGUUGUGCUAGGAGUGAUGGGACGAUUUCGGAGGUUUGAAAAGUUGGAAAAUUUGAAAAUAUUUCGGGUAGGUUUUGAACAUAAAAAUUUCCAAAAUCAGUACGAAAUGAUGCUGGGUUUUACAUAUAACAUCUUCGAAAAGUGGUAAAUGCGAUGGAAUAAUUUAGCAGGUCUGAAAUUGAAAAUUUGGGUAUAGAUUUCGUCCAUAAAAAAGUUUCCAAAAUGGCUUUUACCUCAAUCUUGAAAAUUUUACAACUCGACAGCAUCAUUCUAAGAACGGAGGUGUCCCACCGUAUGCUCUCUGAUUUUGACGAAAUUAGUAUCAAUCGAUCAGAACUUUAAUUGGUAUGAAAUUAGCAGAAAAACACGAUCUCCGAAUGGGCACAUUUGGCCGAGAUAUUUGCAUCCGAAUAGGAAAAAAACUCGUCCUAAAGUCAACAAAUUUUACACUUUCUUCAUUUACUGGGCGUUUUCUCCUCUUUGGAUGCAAAUAUCUCGGCCAAACGUGGCCAUUGGGAGGUCGUGUCUUUCGCAAAUUUCAUCCUAACUAAAUUUGUGCCCGAUUGACACUAAUUUGCCCAAAAUCGGAGAGCAUGCACUGAGACACCUCUAUUAUAAGCUGCUGAAAAAUGCGAAAGUUUAACAAUCCAUUUGAAGAAUUUAAAAAUUUCGAGAUUCGGAUUUCGUCCAUCAAAAUUUCAUGGUGCUCUGGCUUUUUACCUCAUCCUUGGAACAUUGUCGCUUAAAAAAAUUACCAAAAAAUGUACUAACCUGAUUUUAGUCGUGUUCAAAAAUUGUAUGAAAUACUUAAGUAAUUAUGAAACAAUAUGCGCUUUUCCAAUUGCCAAUGUACAAA